Messenger RNA from Microthlaspi erraticum, 1113 nucleotides. The record is from the annotation of a GenBank genome assembly. Lineage: Eukaryota; Viridiplantae; Streptophyta; Magnoliopsida; Brassicales; Brassicaceae.
AUGGCUGGUCGGAAGAAGACGACCGAACUCCCCAAUGAAUUGGUCAAUGAAAUUCUCACGAGGGUUCCGGUGAAGGCCCUGGUCCGGUUCAAAUGUGUGUGCAAAAGAUGGAAAUUGCUGCUAAGAAGCAAGAACUUCAUCAAAAAGCAAAUGACUUACGCCCCAAGAAAGCUUCUUGCGAUUGAAGACAAUGGAGAGUCUCCUCCUCGUAGCAUCCUUUACGAACACGAAAACAACGGUAACCCUAAAAUGACACUCGAAGAAGCUGAUCUAACUCGCGGUAGCAAACAUUUGGUCGACUUAGAAGUGAUCGGGCAUUGCGACGGACUGUUUUGUCUCCGGCUCCAAGACAGAACUUUAGCGGUUUGGAAUCCGUUGCUUAAACAAGUAAGAACGCUAUCAUCAAAAUCUGCAAAACCAAUAACUUCUCAUGACUUGAUAGGCUUUGGUUAUGAUCAUUCAACUGACGAUGAUUACAAGGUAGUAUUCUUCUCAGCAUUGUCUGAAACCAUUAUGGCUCCAAAAGAUUGGUCUCGCGGAGAAAUAGUCACGGUGAAGUCAUCUUCGCGCCGGAGUAUCGAUGAAUUCCCCGAAAUCCGUCGUUGUUUCGACAUAAAAGGGACUUUUGCGGGUGAUAAAAUAUUCUGGCAAGUGAAUAACGAUCCGGAAAACGCAGUGGAGUCAGAAACUAUCCUUAGUUUUGAUCUUUCGUCCGAGAAGUUCGAGUACAUUUCUUUUCCUAGAAAUCUUAAAGGAUUUAUACAAGGCUUGGUUGCAGUAGGAGGAUGUCUAGGGUUUGUGGAAACGUACAUGUUCCAGUACACGUCUAAGCUAGUUGCUUGGACCGCAAGAAAUGACAAAUCUUGGGGCAAGUUUUGUGUAGUUGAAGACUGCUAUUUCGAUGGCUUUAUAGGGUCCCAUAGAAACGACGUUGCUUUACUUAGGACGUAUAAGAACAAAAAUGCAUGGAAUGUGACGUAUUUGGGACACGCAGCUAUGAGGAUUUACACUUAUAACUUGGAGCAACGUGAGUUUUUUGAGGUCGAGACUAAUUUCAUUUCUUGUUAUUUAACUUUAUAUGAUUAUGUUGAGACUUUGCUUUCUCUUAAGUAA